AAAAAAAUAUAUUUGGCAUUUCCAUUCCAUUUUGGCGGCAUUUGUAAAACUUUCACCGCCUAAAAAUUUUAGGGAAAUUUUCAGCGCCUAAUUCACCGACUAAAACUCCUAAACCUAAUUUUCGGCCCCAGAAUCUCCAUCUCUCUAUCGCUCUGCUCGAAUCAGUGUGGGACGCAGCUGCUUUCAAUCAUCGGGAGAAGACAUGUCUUCACGGGCUUCUGUAUCGCGCGGUAUUGGUCGCCCGAUUCGUGGUCGUGCAAAUAAUGGUGCCGUUCUUGGUACUGGAAGAACCCGAAACUAUUCAGGGGAGCAAAUAACUAGCCAGAAUAUUCAUCACUCACCCAAAACCCCCCCAUCAAAUGCAAGUGGCUCGUUUGUUUCAAAUGCCAUGGAUGAACCAUUUACGCAGCCUAAUGUGACACAAGAAAGUGUCCCACGCACACAGCCCCGCGAUCACAUUGUACUCGGCGAUUUGAAAGUAAAUGAUAAAGUGAAAAAGUCUUUGGAGACUAUUGCCACAAAGUUGUUUACCGGAUGGCCACCCAACUAUGGAAAUUUAGAACCAAAGGCUCGCGAAGCAUACAUUAAUCAAUUCUCGAGCUUGUAACCCCUCAGACAUGGGUUAAAUUAUGCAACUUCUGGAACUCUGAUGAAUGGAAGAAGAAGUCUGGAAUUGCAAAGCGUAAUCGUGUUGGAAACCUUGGUGAUGGAGAAGUUACUGCUAAGACAAAAGGAAGAAAGUCGAAAGAGGAUUUGUAUUCUGAAAUCGCGUUAAAACUUGGCCGAAAUCCCACAAUGGAAAAAUUUAGUGAUAGGCGGUGUACAAUUGACCCUACAACAAACCAACCGCAUCCAACAACAUUUGCUCGUUACUUGGCGAGAUAUCGUGAAUGCAUGGAAGAAAAAUAUGGACCAGACCGGGCACAACAUCCGACGUUUGACUAUGAGAUAUGGAUUGGAAUUACUGGUCCUCCAAAAAAGGGACGAUUAGUUGGCGUACCAGAACAAUUAUCUCAUCCUCAUUUGUUUCAUCCAUCUAAACCACAGGAGGAUCGAUGUGUGGUUUUAGAGCGCCAGUUUGUUGAGCUCAAGACUCAAAUGGAGAUGAUGCAAGUUGGAAUGACAGAGCUCAAGGCAAUAAAUCAAAAAUUGAUGGAAGAAAAUUUAGAGCAAAGAGCCCAUUUCAAGUCUUCUAUGAGCAAUAUUUGGGGUGUUUUGAUCAAUAUGGGCGUUGUUAAUCCAAACACAAUCCCAUUUAAUGUUGUUACGGGAGGAGGGUAUUCAUCUCAACAACACCCGUCAUAUAUGUUUGGGCAGCCGUCACAACCCCAACAACCACUACCAUUCUGACAUCAACAACCUGCAUCCUUCAGCCAGCUUAUUCAGAUGAACUAUGCCCAAGCACAACACGAAACCUUGGGGGAUCAACCUCAACAGUUUGGUAUCACUGGUUUGAUACAACCUACUCAUCUGAACGUCAAGCACCUGUCGUCCUUGCAAAUCAACCAGCUGUUGCACCACGUGUUCUUCCAAUGCGUCGUACUCGCGAAAUCUCAUCUAGUGAUAGUUCCGAUGAUGAUGAGAAUAGUGAUGAUAUGAAUGAUGAUAGUUAGUAAAAGGGAUAAUCAGACUUUGCACCCCAUUUUAUUGUCGAAAUUAGACUUUGCACCCCGUUUUUGAAAUCUUUAGUAUUUGCACCCCAACCCCGUAUGAAAAGACUAAAAUGCCCCUCAAUUAAAAAUUUUGUUGGCCUUCAACAUAAUCAUGAUCGGGGGGCAUUUUUGACUUUUCAUACAAGGCUAGGGUGCAAAUACUAAUGAUUUCAAAAACGGGGUGCAAAGUCUAAUUUGGAUAAUAAAAUGGGGUGCAAACUCAAAUUAUCCCUUAGUAAAACAUGUAACACCUUUUGAAUUUGUGGUUAAGACUAUGUUCUGUGUUCUAUGUUUUUGGUGAAGACUCCAUUUUUGUGUACUAAAAGAGUGAGCCUUCAAGUGAAUAUGUAGUAUGUUUUGGAUACUUUGUGUUCUAAAGUUUUCUCUCAAUAAUAUCAGCAAUUAUUCUAUUUCAUAGCA
Cuscuta europaea is the source of this 2072-nucleotide messenger RNA. Lineage: Eukaryota; Viridiplantae; Streptophyta; Magnoliopsida; Solanales; Convolvulaceae. The record is from the annotation of a GenBank genome assembly.